AUGAGAGCGAUGCCUGUUGCCUUUCCCACGAAGGCUUGGAACCCACACACGCAACCCUCUCUCUCGUUUCCUCCCCUGCCGAUUUGCCGCCGCCUCCGCCUCCGCCAAAUCCACAUCGCCGAUGUGCCCCGUUGCCGGAACGAGACAGGGGGGAUGGGAGCCGGAUGAGGGUGGAGUCGCUUUCCGUGGCCGCGGUGGGCGGAGGGCGAGGGCGAGAUGGGAGGCGGGACGAGGGCGGCGUGGCAUUCCGUGGCCGCGGUGGCCGGUGGGCGAGGGAGAGAGGGGAGGCCGGACGAGGGAGGCGUGGUGUUCCGUGGCCAGAGUUCGCCAGGAGAGGGUCCAGGCUGCUCUACGAGGUUCUUCUCCGGCGACGACGCGACAGAGUUUCGCUGUCAACAAGCUCCUCUCACACCCAUCUUCUUCUCCCCUUGGUUGUCAACGCCUGUAGCUGGCUGCGACCAAGCACGAACCGGCUACCUCUAGAUGGGCACUGGCUGCUCCACGCACGGACGGCAAGCACGGCGACCAUGACCAAGGAGGAGGGUAUGAUGUGGGAUUUGAGGGAGCGUAUGAAGAGCAAAAUGAUGAAAUCCAUCAGGUCUCUGCUAUGUAAGCUGGAAGCUGGCAUCUUGAUGUUUGUUAUCCCCAUCCUUCUUGGACACCUGGAAACUCACGGGUGAAUUGUCAGCACAUCAGGAUUUAGAUUGCUGGCCCAACCUUCUCCUCUCGGAU
Messenger RNA from Triticum aestivum (bread wheat), 732 nucleotides. RefSeq lists its product as uncharacterized. NCBI's taxonomy places the organism in Eukaryota, Viridiplantae, Streptophyta, Magnoliopsida, Poales, Poaceae. Bases 165 to 680 code for a protein of 171 amino acids. The record is from RefSeq and is a predicted model, not a curated record. The transcript is spliced from 5 exons.